UUUCGCCAUUGAUGGUGCACACAUGAAAGUCACCACAUCUCGCACAGCCAUGCCGCCGUCAUCGAUCCGACUACCAACGCAUCAAAUACGGUCAAAGGUCUUCCAUCAGUUCCCUCGUACAGCGUACCGCCCGGCGUACGAUCAACAUCCCAGGGCGCGCAUGAUCCUGCGGCCUCGCAGGCCAGAGCAACCAGAAUGGCAAGGCGGUUAUGACAUCAGGACAGAGCUUCCAGAGGGAUGGAUUGAAAAGCCCGAGGUCAAGGAGGAGAUUCCAAUGUCAGAGGCGGAGAGGGUCAAAGCACAGAUCCAAGCCAUUGGCACCGAGCCGAGUGCUACCGAAAGCUAUGAGCAACAGCUCGAACAAUGGAAAAGCAAGACCGAAAAAUGGGACCGACUGGCGAAAACCCUUGAUAUUGGCGCGCUCAGAGUCUUUCCGAAAGACUUUCAGGGGCGACGGGAGAUUUGGGAGGAGAAGAAUGUGCCAAACGGGUUGAGCAUGUUCAUGGAUGACUUGCACUUCCAGAGGAUGAUGCUUCAUGGGUACAAACGAAAGCCCCCAGGCCUAGUAUACAAGAUUGAUGAAGGUACUUCGCGCGGGCUCAGUUUCUUAAGGUACCGUGACACGAGACACGAUGCUGACGACGCAGGAACGCCUGUGCCAAAAGGUCUAUGGCUAGUCCGCGGCGGGUUCCACUGGGGCCAUUUCUCCUUGCAGCCUGCUGUUCCCAUGACACUGGGAGAGCUCGAGGAUAAAAUCACAGAUUUCUUCAACGAACAUGCCAUCUGCAUACCUAUCAAAGCAUGGCACCGCAUACACAGCUUACGACUGCAAGGCCAAAAUCGGCCGAUACCGAAAAACUGGCAUCUACCAUCCCUGGAUGAGCUCUGCCGAAGGCACAGAGUGCGACUGAACGAGGACGAAGGCGUGUACACCAUCAAGAGCCGCAGAGGCUUCUUCUAUUCACCAGACUAUGUGUGGAGCCAAUUUGCGAAGCGCAUCGAAACCCAGCGGACGGAGUAAAGCAGUCGGCACGUUACCGACAUAUCGAGCAUAGCGGGCGCUUUUUCAGGAUUUCGAGAUUCAUAGACGAUGCCUUCUCAUAACACAGCAUGCGGCACAUGCGAAAACUGUACAAAUGUAUCAUCAAGCUUGUAACUAAUGAUGACACGAUAUCACCCGAGAGC
Messenger RNA from Emericellopsis atlantica, 1185 nucleotides. RefSeq lists its product as uncharacterized. Lineage: Eukaryota; Fungi; Ascomycota; Sordariomycetes; Hypocreales; Bionectriaceae. The transcript is spliced from 3 exons. The coding region runs from base 23 to 1021 and encodes 332 amino acids. The record is from RefSeq and is a predicted model, not a curated record.